CAGGAGUAUAAAAGGCGACGACUCCUUCUAUUCUGUGCACAAGUGCCUAAGCGACGCGUACCUGCCAGGAGACCAAAAACGGUCAGUCAUAUUUUCGGAACUUUAGAACUCCAAAACAAAUUAAGAAAUGGCAUCCACCAGAACAAAAGCUCUUACCAAAUUUGUGAAAAUCAACACCCCUAUCAAACGCGUCGUGUCAACGUCGACGCCCAGUCACCAGGGGGCGCUAACAGUAGGAGCAGACAUUGCAGGAACGUGUCCAUUUAGAAGUACGUUUGAAACAAUUGACAACAUGAUGAAGAGACCGCAGCAAACAGCUGCAAUCCAAGUUGAAACACCCGUAACUGCUAACACAGUACAGAACUAUGAUGUUAUACCCGGACCAAAAGGCCUCCCUCUCGUUGGCACCCUAUUCGAUUAUUUCAAGAAGGACGGCCUCAGAUUCAGCAAAAUGUUUGAGGCUUACAGAAUACGAUCUUUGGAGUUUGGACCAAUCUACAAAGAGAAAAUAGCAACAAUUUCAACAGUUAUCAUAAGCGAUCCCACUGAAUACAACAAAGUGAUACGUGAUGAAGGAAAACAUCCCGUGCGACGUGAGAUGGAACCCAUGGCUUACUACAGAACAAAGAAUGGCAUUGGCCUCGGUCUCGUUAACGCACAAGGAGAAGAAUGGCAUAAGUAUCGUACAGUGGUGAGCAAAAAGAUGCUGAAGAUGAAGGAGGUCCUAGACUACUGCGGGUCCAUGAAUACAGUGGCUGAAGAUUUUGUCCAUCAUUUGAAAGACAGGAGCACAGCUAACCACGAAGUCCCAGUCUUGGAGAAAGAGAUCUUUAAAUGGGCCAUGGAAUCAAUUGGUACAUUUUUGUUCGAGGAGAGAAUCGGCUGCUUUGGAAGUCCAACCCCUCCACAAGCACGGGAUUUCAUCGACAACUUGCAAGGUUUCUUCAAACUUAUGCAGCCGCUCAUGUAUAAUAUCCCCCUAUACAAAAUCCUCCCCACGAAAAUGUGGAAUCAGUAUGAAGAGUACGCUAACAAUGUCAUGAAAAUUGGCCGAUCAUUUGUUGACAAAAAAGCGAAGGCUCUCGAAGGCAUUAUCCCUAAAGAGAAUGAGAAAGUUUCGUUUCUGACGUAUCUGAUGUCACAGGAGUCCCUAACCCCCGACGAUGCUCUUUCUACAGCGGUCGAUCUGCUUGUAGGGGCCACUGAAACGACCUCAAAUGGUUCUCUUUGGGUGAUGUACUGCCUUGCUAAGAACCCGGAAGUACAGGAGAAACUCUUUCAAGAAAUCCAGACAGUCCUCCCCAACAAGGAAGCCAUCACUCCAGAGACUCUAAACAAACUACCUUACAUCAAAGCCGUUAUCAAGGAAACAUUCAGGUUAUAUCCAAUCACAUUUGCCACCAGCAGAUUUGUACAAAAAGACAUCGAAGUUGGAGGUUACAACCUCCCUGCAGGUACUCACGUCCAGGCUAACUUAUACGGGAUGUUCCGAAAUCCCGAAUAUUUUCCUCAGCCAGAGGAAUUCCGUCCCGAAAGAUGGCUGAGAGAGGCCAACAUGGACUCCAACAUCAAAGCGCUUUCAAACCUUGUGUGGGGACACGGAGCAAGGAUGUGCAUAGGUCGCAGAUUUGCCGAACAAGAGAUGCAUAUAAUGCUAUCAAAGAUGGUACAGAACUUCAAGAUAGAAUACCACCACGAAGAUGUUGAACCAGUUCUUAACACAGUGAUGACCCCGGACAGACCUCUGAAGCUUUCGUUUGUACCGAGAGAAUCCGAAAGUGUAUGAAGUUGCACUGACGCUAUCCAAACCUUUGUCUGUGAUAAUGUGUACCAUCUUCGUGCGCACGAUACACAGAUGGGAUGGUCACGUGAUACCGAGGGACUAAAAUCAGGAUCAAAGAUGUUUUGCAGGAAAUUUGUUUAAUGACGGAAUCAGUGGGAGACUUUAUCAUAAUACUCUCAUUCAUGCUGACGUCAUUUAAGCAGAUUAAAUAUAUUUGUCCCAGCUUAGGACUUCGGCGGAAAUCUGCUCUGUGCAACCUCCACAAGAGUCCUUCUCUAAUCACUGGAAGUACCACAGCAGGCAGCCAUUGAUGGUCUUAGACAGACAAUCUCUCAUAAUGAAUGAUUUUUCUUAUUAUCUUUCGUUUAUUCAGAGAGAUUAAUGAAUGACUUUCUAAUUUCCCCAGAAAUGUCAACGCCGUUCAAUAUGUCAUUAAAUGUAAGGCUUGUUCAUAUUUUCUUCCUUUAUAAAACUUUCGAUAUUUUAUUUUUAUAAAGGUUGACAAAUAAUGUGAAUGUGCUUUUUGCGGAAAAGCAUCAACUGCAAUAGCAAAAUUUAAUGAAAAUGAUCUGUAUCCGCAUACCAAACUCGCGGA
Messenger RNA from Pecten maximus, 2378 nucleotides. RefSeq names its product cytochrome P450 10-like. The coding region runs from base 128 to 1786 and encodes 552 amino acids. The transcript is spliced from 12 exons. The record is from RefSeq and is a predicted model, not a curated record. Lineage: Eukaryota; Metazoa; Mollusca; Bivalvia; Pectinida; Pectinidae. Gene Ontology annotation, molecular function: oxidoreductase activity, acting on paired donors, with incorporation or reduction of molecular oxygen; iron ion binding; heme binding.